Misgurnus anguillicaudatus (oriental weatherfish) is the source of this 5114-nucleotide messenger RNA. RefSeq names its product coiled-coil domain containing 30 (gene ccdc30). The record is from RefSeq and is a predicted model, not a curated record. NCBI's taxonomy places the organism in Eukaryota, Metazoa, Chordata, Actinopteri, Cypriniformes, Cobitidae.
CACAAUGGUUUAACCCGUUGCCAAGGUGCUCGAGUAAAGCUACCGCACGCAGCAGCAACAAAAUACUAGUCUGUAGGCCUCAAAACAUGAACACUUUAGUACUUCUUAAGUAUUUGCAAACAAAUAGUCAUUAUUAGCUGUUAACAAUUGUUCUCGAAGGACAGCGACAGUCUUGUUUUGUUUUGUUGUAUUUAGCAGUCGUGUGCAACGAGACCUGUGCGUAACUAGCCCGUUAGCCAAAGUUAGCGGACGGGUACUGUUAGUGAUGGUUAGUUCGGAGGCUUUCAUGGACGCUUUGCCUGGCAAAUGUUGGAAACUACAAUCUGAACUUUGUUCUCAUAAACACUCUUGGCUCAUUUGCAAGUGAUGCGAGGACUUCAGUUCAGCUUUAUCUGGCCAUGGAGCAAAGAGAGGAUAAGGAGAAGGAGGAAAUCACCCUCCGCUUGCACAGGGACGGUAUGUCCCCCGAGGCUCCAGCUGAGGAGCGUGAGCGCCACCUUUGGCGCCUGCUUCAACGUAGUGAGGACAGUUUAACCACAGCCACCGAGGACCUGCAAACAUUACGUACACAGCAGGCCAGCGAGAUGCGAGAGGUGGAAAAUUAUGUGGAGCAUAUUCGAAACAUGCUGGAGGAGCGUGAAUCUCUUACGGCGGAGUACGAGCGCGACAACGAACAACUUCGUGCCGAGCUCGCUCAAAUGAAACACCUGCAGGACUCCCAAUGUAAGGAGGUGGUGGAGAUGCUCGAGCAGGAGGGUCUGUCAGAGAUCAGCCAGAGCAGUGCCAGUGAGCAGGUGGCUUAUCUGCUGGUGGAACGAGUUACUUUGCUUGAAAGACUGGAGGCUACUGAGAGGAAGCUGGACACCCAGACCCUUACCGGCAACCUUAGAGAGGUGCAUCUGCAGGAGGAGCUUGAUCAUAUCCGUCACACGAUGGAAGAGGAGCUUAGGCAGCAAAGGGAAUAUGUGCACCGUACAAAGGAAAAUGAAAACAAGUUUCUUUUAAUUCUGUGUUCCACUAUAAAUGAACAGGAAGCAUCAGUUCAAAGUCCUUGGAGGAAGCUCUUUGGUGCGCGCAAGGCUACACUAAAAGCCCAGAAUCUUGUUCCUGCCCACGGUGAAGAGCUCAACAGAGAACGUACAGAGCGGCAGAGGUUGGAGAGGGAUUUGGAAGAGGCAUCUAGUCGUCUUGCUAUGGCACAUGAAGAGAUUCGCCGCCUGACGGAUGAGCUAGAUCUGGCUCGUAAGAUCCAGAACGUGUGUGUACCUGACCUGCAGAAAACUGGGGAGGAGGUGGAGCAGUUAAAACAGGAAGUGGACAAGCUUAAACAGUGUGAUAUGGUGGAGCUGCAGAAGGCCAAGGAGCGCAAUGAAAGACUGGACGGGGAGAUUCGAGCGCUGCGGGAUAGAGUUCGCUCCUUGGACACAGAAAGGAAGACUCUCAUUGAACUGGUUGAACAAUCCAAGAUGCACUUAAAUCAAGGAAAUAAUGAAAUCUCUACACGGGGUGUUGGGAAUAAUGUCAAUCCAGAUCCAGAGGACCAAAUACUUCACAAAAAGUGUCAAAGGGAGUCUGAAGAUAAGGACAGCCGUCUGCGAGAGAUGGAGAGGAGGCUUAAGAAGCUGCAAAAGGAGCACGAGGAGCUGGUGGAGAGAAAUGAGGAACUGGAGGCACUGCUGGGCGAGGCGCAGAACGCUGCUAAAGAGGAGCGGGAGCGUCACGAUUGUGAGAUGGAGGGCUUACGGAGAAAAAUUAAAAGUGUAGAGCAAGAGCUAAAGAGGAACACUAAGAAACCUGAGAAGAAAGAUGAAGAUCGGGUUAGAGGAACCAACUCUGAGCUUAAAGAGAGCACUCAAGAAAGACUUCAGUUUCUCGAAGGUCGGCUUGCUGAGGAAAAAGGGUGGAGGAAACAGCUGGAGGUUGACCUAUCUGUUGCCCAGUCUGCUCUUAAAAAGGAGAAAGAGGUCAUGCAAAGAGACCAUGAGGAACUGAAGAGAUUACGUGUAGAGGUGCAGAGACUGGAGACAGAAUGUCGACAGGGCAAAACACUUAAUAAGAAUCUCACACAGAUCAAAGGAGAAAAGGGAAUUUUGGAAGAAAAGGUAGCUCAGCUGGAGCGCGCUCAAAUGAGACUUCAGGACAACCGGACAUUUCAGACAGAGAACAGUCGGGUCGAAGACAACCUAAGAGAGAGCAGGGAGCAGGUGGCAGAGCUAAAGUCAGUGGUGGAAAAGCUCAGAACAGAAUUGACUCGACAGGAGAAGGAGCUCAAUACACUAAAGGAUGAACUAAUGGAGAAGCGUAGUCAUGUGAUGGAUCUGCAGAGGGAGCUCAGUGAGAAAACCCAGGAGAGGCUUCAGACUAAUGGGGAGAGGGAGAGACUCGGUCUGGAGCUCCAGCAUGUUAAACAGCAGCUCCAGUUGGCUAGAGAGCAGAUACCCAAAGCUUCACAGGAGCACACGGCCAACCACAGGCCCACAGCAGAAAAUGAGAGGCAUUGUCAGUUGGCCUGUGUGAAGUCAGAAAUGAGUAAGCUUCAUUCCACCCUGGAGGAGGAGAGACAGCUUGCCGGCCAACACCUACUGGCCCUGCAGGCCCAAAUCAGUGAAGCUCAGGCUCGGGCUAAGGCACAAGAUUCGCUCUUACAGCAGAAGGGAGAGGAGAACAAACAGACGAAGCAGGACCUGCAGAGAACCCAGCACCUGUUCACCUCUGCUGAACGAGAGCUACGCUAUGAGAGAGAGAAGAAUCUAGACCUUAAGAAACACAAUGCACUGCUGGAACAAGAGAAGCUCAAGCUGUGUGCAGAGCUGAAACAGGUCCAGACCAAAGCAGCCCAGCUGGAGGGGAGUACAGCAGAGCAGGUGGCAGAGCUGGAGAUACUUCAUCAGAGGGCCAGAGAUCUGGAGCUGGAGGUGGCCAGAAGCUCUCAGAGCAAACAGACUAACAACACUUUGAUGGAGGAACUAAAUGCGGAGAGGGCACGCGUGAUCGCUGCAGAUAAGAAGGUUGUCGAACUGCAGCAGCAGUUGAAGAACACCUUGCACCAGCUGCGUCUGGAAGAAGCCAGAUCUGGAGAGACCAGCAAACUGGAAAGAGAGACCAGAGAUAUGUCUGAUAGUCUGUCUGCCCUCAGAGCUAAAAUGCAAGAAGAGCAGCUGCAGAGGAAACUGCUUGAGCAGAAAGAUGAGGAAUUACAGCAGCAGGUGCGGUCGAUGAGGAUGAAGGAGGCGACUCUGAUGCGGGCCAACUCGGAGCUGUCUCACCACACACAGGAGCUGGAGAUGCGGCUGCAGGUGCUGGAAAGUGAACUCAACACCACCAGAGAAGAGCAGAGACUCAGUCAGAAGAGCUGCCACAGGCUUGAAGAGCAACUUCUCUCCUCCCAGCACGAGUGUGAAAGACUGCAAGAGGAACUUAAGCUGGUCGCUCAGCAGCUUGACACAAACAUCAGGAGACACAAUGAGAAACAAUCCCAGCAUAAAACCAAGUUACGCAGAGCCAAACAGAUCUUCAUCAAGACAGUAUCUCAACAUGAACACCGGAUCCAGCAGCUGGAGAAUGAUCUGGCCCUUGCAACAAUCCUCUCUGAGAAAGAGAAGGACUGGAUACGGACCAUGACAGAGGAAAAUGACCAGCUUCUCCUCGAGAGACGAGAACUUCUGCAGCGAAUAAGCGAGGCUGAGGAGAUGGGAAACGAUGGACUGAGAACAGCCACUAGCACCCAGCAGAGGGUUAAAUUCCUAGAGAUGGAAAAUAAGCAGCUGCAAGAUAAAACUUUAACACUGGCCAAUCACAUAGGAAUUUUAGACCGUGCAUUGAGAAACCUUCAGUCUUUGUGUACUGCUGAGGAAGUCAAGAAAAUGUUUCCUUCUGGAGUUUAUUCUGAUGGACUGUUGCGAACAUCAACUCCAAGUGACUCAUGGGGAAUAUUGGAUGCCAUUCGCAAAGUGGGGGAGUCUGGAGUGAAGAGCUUGGAGAUCUCCUCACCGUUACCUGUCUCACAGUCAACUGAGAUGGGAUACUUAAAUGUGACCUCACAUGUGGCUGCUAACACCAGAUUAGAGCUGGAAGAAAAUCUUAGUGCCACCAGCGAUGAAGCCUGAGAGACUUUGUCAGCUUUAAAUCUUCAUCAUCUUCAUUUUUAAUAGGAGAGGUUUGUUUCACCACCGUUCAAUUCAGUUGCUUUUCCAUUGUGGAUACAAAUGUACUGUCAUAGUUUUGUUGUACAUUGAUGGUAAAUAUGUAGCAUGGUACUUUUGUGGUUAAUCGAAGUACUUCUAAACAUGAUAUGGUACUUUAUCAAGUCAAAUUAGAAUACAGCAUAUAAUCUAUAUGAUGACGUUUGCCAGGGGCCAGGAAAAUGACGUCUAGAAGUCGCCAUGUUUUUUGUACAUUUAAUGAGUAUGGUACUAUAGCGAAGCACUUAAAGCACUAUUAACCUGAUGUUCAUAUGGAUCUGUCUGCAAGUGUUUACAAUUGAAAUGCACUAUUGCCUUUGGAUAAGGAUAAGUAUUUGUCUUAUUGAGAUCUUAAAUGCCACAAAGUUAAAGAUGUCUAGAGCAAUGAAGUUAAACAUCUUGUAUCAGUGAAUACUGAGAUUGCCAUACAGUAACUAAGAUAGUAACUGUGUGUAAUAUAUGUUUGGUUUACUGUUACAUUUUCUUUUUGCUCACUUUUUUACGUAAUCUUUUUUGGGGAUAGUUGCUAAAUUCAAGGUCACUUUAGUUUUUUUUUUGUAUAAGUACUUUGGUGUGAUGAUUUAUAAAUGCAAGUUUUUCUUAUUUGUAAUAUAUGCCAGAAGUAUGAUUGUUUUAGAAAAACAGCCAGUCUGUGGUGGGUAUUGUAUUCAAAGAGGGAUUUGGCUACUGACAGAUACACAAAAUGAUUUUUUUGUAUUAUCAUAAUGGUAAUACCACUGUAAACUGUGGCAUAAAAAUCCUGUAGUUGUGCCUGUAAAUUACUGUGUCCUGCUGCUAUAUAAUAAUAGGAUGCAACUUUAAUGAAAUCAUCUUUUAGGGCUAAUGUGGAAAAACUGCGAAAGGCAUUAAUGUACAUGGUACACUUUGAAAGAGCAUGUAUUUUCUUAAUAAAUUUUUCAUUUCUUUUCUUGA